AUUUUGUUUAUUUUUGUGUGGGGGACAUGUCAAAACAUUAAACAGCUGAUACAACAACAACAAUUUUUUACGCAUUGUAAAUUUUAACGUAACCACCAUGGAAGAGGAACCAAAAAAGGGUGUAACUUUAUUCGGCCGUGACAUUUCACAAAUACCCUGUUUUCGCAGUAGUUUCUUAUAUGGCAUAAGCGGUGGUGUCGGCAUUGGUCUGUUAACAUUUCUGGGAACAUCACGCACUACCUUCUCGACACAUGUGGGCUUUGGUACAUUCUUUUGUGGUACUAUAGCCUAUUGGGGUUGGUGUCGCUACCAAUGGUCUGUCCAUCGUUUUGAGUAUGCCCAAUUGGAGCAGGCUAUGCGUAAACAAGCCAUGUAUGAAGGCACUGAAAUAGAGAAACAACUUGAUCUUAAGACGGCGUAGUAAUUUAUUGUUAUUUAGUUAAUUAAUGGUGGUUUUAAUUGUUAUUUUUAUGAUAUGUUCCUGUAAAGUGUGAGUGUAUGAACGACGAAGCUAUUAAAAUUUUAUAAUUUAAGCUUGUAGUGAAUUGUAUUGAUUUUAAAUUGUAUUAAAACUUUGGAAUAACUUUAA
Lucilia sericata (common green bottle fly) is the source of this 589-nucleotide messenger RNA. RefSeq names its product cytochrome c oxidase assembly protein COX20, mitochondrial (gene l(3)87Df). Gene Ontology annotation, biological process: mitochondrial respiratory chain complex IV assembly. The record is from RefSeq and is a predicted model, not a curated record. Gene Ontology annotation, cellular component: mitochondrion; mitochondrial inner membrane. The coding region runs from base 98 to 421 and encodes 107 amino acids. NCBI's taxonomy places the organism in Eukaryota, Metazoa, Arthropoda, Insecta, Diptera, Calliphoridae. The transcript is spliced from 3 exons.